Molecule: messenger RNA, 1983 nt
Organism: Fusarium odoratissimum NRRL 54006
Lineage: Eukaryota; Fungi; Ascomycota; Sordariomycetes; Hypocreales; Nectriaceae
Product: Ras-like C3 botulinum toxin substrate 1
Exons: 3
Coding region: 161-613 (150 amino acids)
Biological process (GO): actin filament organization; small GTPase-mediated signal transduction; regulation of actin cytoskeleton organization
Cellular component (GO): cell cortex; plasma membrane; cell projection
Molecular function (GO): GTP binding; protein kinase binding; GTPase activity
Source: RefSeq, a predicted model, not a curated record
GUACGUCGGACAACAAACAGCCGCUUACAACGCGAUGGCUUUCAUAACAAGAGCCUUCCGCUGACUCUGCUUCCAGACCUGUCUACUCAUCUCCUACACCACAAAUGCCUUCCCCGGCGAAUACAUCCCCACUGUCUUCGACAACUACUCGGCGAGUGUUAUGGUAGAUGGCAAGCCUAUUAGCCUUGGCCUCUGGGAUACUGCUGGUCAGGAGGAUUACGACAGACUGCGACCUCUCUCAUACCCUCAGACCGACGUCUUCCUCAUCUGCUUCUCCAUCGUCAGCCCUCCUUCAUUCGACAACGUGAAGGCAAAGUGGUAUCCCGAGAUUGAUCAUCAUGCGCCUAACAUUCCCAUUAUCCUUGUCGGAACCAAGCUUGAUCUUCGAGAAGACGCUUCCACCCUCGAAUCGCUCCGACAAAAGCGUAUGGAGCCUGUGUCGUACGAGCAGGCGUUGACUUGCGCCAAGGAGAUCAAGGCCUACAAGUACCUCGAGUGUUCUGCCCUCACUCAAAGGAACCUCAAGAGCGUUUUUGACGAGGCCAUCCGAGCUGUUCUUAACCCCCGACCCACACCUUCGAAGCAAAAGAAGAACAAGUGCUCCAUUCUGUAGAUAUCCAUCUAAUGAACGCUAUUCCCGCGCGUGGCAAGGCACGCGCUUGAUUUUCUCAACGAAAGCGUCUGGACGACGCGAAACGACACGAAGAACUCAGGACGAAUGUUUAAUAGGCAUUCAGCGAUACAAGACGGCGGCUCUUGACGGAAUAUCCCUGGGAGCGGCUGGGCUGGACUAGGCUAUUGCUUUUUUCUCGAGGCCCGAUACCCGUCCCCAGAUCAUGACCCUCGCAACGAUCAUGCGGAGGCAACUGCAUAUGACGAUGGCUUUUACUUGCGAGGCGGUUCUUGAAUGAAUUUUGGGUUUUUACUAUCCGCGGUUACGUGUUUCCAACCGUUGCUUUUUAUUAUUUAUCUCUAUUUGCUCAUAUCUCAUGCUGUGGCCUCCUCGCGGAGUUUAUACCGAUUUUGCCAGUAAUUCAAGAACCGGUUUGCACUUUAGACAGAUGACUGCUUGCGAUUGUUUUGUGAUAUUUUCUUCGACAAGUGUCCGUUUUACCUGUGGAGGUAUAUUGAAUGAACAUGGUUAUCAUGUCUCGUAUUUGGCAUUCACUAUCCCGAGACUUGCAGUUUGGCAAGUCGUUUUUGCGAUGUAUAGUCGUUGAAUUCCUUCCAGCAGCGGUCAAUUUGUCAGUCUUGAUUAUGAAUUGGUCUCUUUGGUAUGUCGCUAUGGGCGAAAGAAAUCGCAUUGCUUGUUAGAGCUCCCAAUAGAGUAUACGUUCACUUAAAUUGGAGCGUAAACAGAAAAGAACCUACAGUCUACACUUGUUGAUAUAUAGGAUCAACAGUCUGCUUAUAUAGGCCCUUCACCCGAAGCAGAAAUAUCUCAAAAUAAGUCGAAUGGAGUUGUGGAUGUAGAAAUAUAAUUCAUUGUCUAUUCUAUGCUCUUCUUCGUGAGGUCAAGGAUCCACUUCCUUUGGGUAUCUCUCACUAUCAUAUAAAUGCACAAUCAACUUUUGUGUAUCCGAUCCCAGUACAUCAUUAAAACAAAUUCAGAGACCCUCACAAACCUACUCCUUCUAGAGCUUCACACCCUUGGCUCGAGGCCUGGUAAGCUGUUUCUACCAGCGGUUGCCAGGAAUGUGGGCACGUCGGCUGGGAUGAAUACCAUCCUCUCCAGCUUUGCGAGUGUCACCCUUGCCCUUGUUCUCUUCCUUUGCCAUCCUCUCACGCUCAAUACGCUUGGCGCGGUUCUCGUCGAGCUUGCGGUUCUUCUCCUUGAUCUUGUCCUGGCGCUGUUUUGUCUUGCCACCUCCACCGGCACUGUUACACAGAGUUAGCGUGUGUUCUAGUCAUGUAUGAAGUUGCUGUUCGUGCAGGUGAGUGUCGGUGAAGCAGUAGUGAGCGUGAGUCAAGUCAAGACUAGUC